This is a messenger RNA of Halteromyces radiatus, 460 nucleotides long. RefSeq lists its product as uncharacterized. The transcript is spliced from 2 exons. The annotation marks the transcript as partial. Gene Ontology annotation, biological process: ceramide biosynthetic process. Gene Ontology annotation, molecular function: serine C-palmitoyltransferase activity. Gene Ontology annotation, cellular component: serine palmitoyltransferase complex. NCBI's taxonomy places the organism in Eukaryota, Fungi, Mucoromycota, Mucoromycetes, Mucorales, Cunninghamellaceae. The record is from RefSeq and is a predicted model, not a curated record.
UUUUUUUUUCUUUACUUUUUUAGAUUCCUUUCUUUCCAUGGAAACCAUUAGUAAUAACAAGAAUAACAAUCAGUCCUUCUCUAAAUACAUCUCUACAAAGAUAUAUCAAUAUGAACUUCAAACCGCUAUAUACAUGUUAGAACCUUGGGAAAAAGCCUUAUUCAAUACUAUUAUGAUUAGCAUUGUAUCAUUAUCCGUUGUGACCAUGUAUCAAUAUACGCCUGUUGUUUUCAACAAGUUGUUGACCUAAUCUUCACUAGUCGAAUAUCAUCUUUUAUAUAUAUAUAUUUACAGAUUCCCCCUUACAUCUUCUUCCUUUAUCCUUGGUCUUAUUUAAUAGUCAUGUCUCUUCCUCUACUUCUUAGUUAAUUUCCAUAUAUACAUAUAUUUUUACUAAUGCAUAUAGUUUUUUUUUUUUUCGUCAAUCUAUCUAAUAAAUUGAUACUUCUUUAUCCUAUCA